This is a messenger RNA of Kuraishia capsulata CBS 1993, 531 nucleotides long. RefSeq lists its product as uncharacterized. The coding region runs from base 1 to 531 and encodes 176 amino acids. The transcript is spliced from 2 exons. Lineage: Eukaryota; Fungi; Ascomycota; Pichiomycetes; Pichiales; Pichiaceae. The record is from RefSeq and is a predicted model, not a curated record.
AUGGACUGGAGAUCUCAGUUGUUGGAUGGACUCAAGGCGAGGGAUGACCGGAUUAACGCUUUCAAUGCCAAAGACAUUCCGAACGUAAUUCAGUCAUUCAAUCGAAUGACGGAGGUCAUACAGAUGCAAGAGUCUGAGCUCUCACUAUUCAACACAUCAUCUGUCCACCAAGAUCUGAAAUCAAAAUCAGAGGAGAACCAGAAAUUAAAAUCGGAAAAUUCAAGACUAAAAUCACAAAACACCAGCCUCUCACGGGAUUUACAACGUGCGAGGGUGUCCAAUUCAGAGAAGUCCAAACGGCUAGAUCUUAUGACCGAGGAGAACCAACUGAAAUUCAAGAAUUUCGAGGUUAUAAAUGACGAAAUUCUGUCUCUACAGAUUGAAAAUAAUGUUUUGAACGAAAGAAACAAAUCUUUGGCUGAAGAGAAUGAGAAGCUGGUGAAGAGGUGGCUAGACAAGGUGGGCAAGGAUGCACAAUUUUUGAAUGAAUUAAAUGCGAAGUCAGAUGAAACUAGGGAACAAAUACAAUGA